CCCCUUCCCGGCGCUCUGUCUGUGCCGCAACAAUUGCGUCUUCUUUGCGCAUUGCCUCGAUAGGCGGCCCUUGAACAGAUCAACACGCUUCAUGAGGUAGCCCAUUUUUUUUUCUGCUUCGGAUGGCCUGAUGGCGUCGGAACACGAGUCAGAGCAGCAUCCACAACAGUCGGUGCAACGAGCACACCCGCCAGAGCCCUCCCCCAACGGCGGCGGCAGCGGCAGCGGCAGCGCCGCCCGCGAUGGUGACGAGGAACCUGCAAAGCAGACACCGCCGGAGCAGACACCGCCGGAAGAUGGCAUAGCACAACCUGUCGCCAGCACGUCCCACGAGCGCGGAUGCGGACCCGAUCCCGAUCCCGACCCCGAAUCCAACCGGGCACCGCUGUUCCCGGAAGACGGCGACGGCGGCAAUGACGCCGCUUCCGAUGUCUCGAUCCCCUCCGACGACGCCGCCUCGCACGAAGUGGUCUCGCCGAGCGCCUCCAUCCCCCCGUACUGGACGAACCCACGCCUUCUCGAACGACAGCAGCAGAAGCAGCAGCAGCAAAACGGGCAGCAACCCCGCCCACACACCGCCACCGCAUCAUCAUCAUCAUCAUCAUCCUCCUCCGGCCGCCUCCUCGGGCAGCACGGCCACGCGCGCACCGUCUCGAGCGCCUCCGCCGAGUCGGUCCUCCCCCCGGGCGCCAUCACGUUGCAGGACAACGAGCGAGAAGAAGAGGGGGGAGGAGAAGGGGUCAACGGCAGCGGCGGCGCGGUGGGAAACGGGCGCGCGUCGGUGGGGCCGGCGGGGGCGGUGGCAGGAGGAGGUCGGCGCAGCAACGGCGGCGACCGGCACGGGCGCGAGCGCAACCGGGCUUGCUGGGCGCGCAGCGUGCAGGUGACCGACUACGUGCUCGUCAACGGGAGCACGACCAACAUCGGAGCGUUCGUGGUGUGGAUUAUCAAGGUGGAGACCUUAAACGGCUCCCGCAUGAACAUCCGCAAGCGCUACUCCGAGUUCGACGACCUCCGUCGGCGGCUGGUCCAGACCUUCCCCGGCUUCGAGGCGGCCGUGCCGGCCCUGCCGCCCAAGAGCGUGCUCAAGCGCUUCCACCCGCGCUUCCUCGAGAAGAGGCGGGCCGGGCUGCAGUACUUCUUGAACUGCAUCCUGUUGAACCCAGAAUUCUCGGGCUCGCCGGUCCUAAAGGAUUUCCUCUUCUCAUGACCAUGCGGCGCAUGGCCCUCGCGCCGCAUGCCUCGCCUUUCCUAUACUCGCUCUUGUAACGAAGACACGACGUUUGGAGUAAUGAUAAUCUUGGAUCAUGACCACUCAUUCAUCUUCUCCGAAAAUAUUAAGUGACGAACUGUCCUUGUGCAGUCCUCCCCACGUGUAAAAGUAGCGGCCUUUUGAAGUAAGAAGCCUCUUGAUCAAGCCUC
This is a messenger RNA of Thermothelomyces thermophilus ATCC 42464, 1422 nucleotides long. RefSeq lists its product as uncharacterized. Lineage: Eukaryota; Fungi; Ascomycota; Sordariomycetes; Sordariales; Chaetomiaceae. The transcript has 3 exons. The coding region runs from base 131 to 1210 and encodes 359 amino acids. Gene Ontology annotation, cellular component: endosome. The record is from RefSeq and is a predicted model, not a curated record. Gene Ontology annotation, molecular function: phosphatidylinositol-3-phosphate binding.